AUGAAUCUUUCGUUUUCUUUAGUAUUAAUUUUAUUCAUUUACGUUCUAGGAAAACCAAAUGGGUGCGAAGCUGGGCUUUUGGACACAAUUGCCAAAACAGUUGGUACAUAUUAUAGAGUUUUUUACCCAGAAGUAACAACUCCAAGAAAAGAUUAUAGCCCAGAUUUUGAAUUACAAGACCAACUAGUUGUCCAAUCACAGGAGAUGAUGAAAAGCCUAGUUAAUAUUAAGAAUAACAUCACACAAAUAGAAGAUAAUUGGGCUGGAAUUAAAGAGUUUGCAGAACUUAGGCGCAAUCCAAAAAACAUCUUUGCAGAAAAUAGCUUGGGCAUAGUUGAUAAUUUAUCAGAGGUUAUUUCAAAAAUGUCUUUGUCAUCAGCAUUCAAAAAUAUGGAAGCACCUAUUGUAUUUUUGGAACCACCUUCAAUUGCAAUCAAACAAGAAGAACAAACUGGAACUCCAUGUAUGACAUGCGUCGGAAGGCUUAGUUUAUCUCAAUCAGAAUUUAAAAUAUUUAAGUCUGAAAUUAACAGAUUGAAAAGAGUUCGUGCUAAGACCUUACAAGAAGCAAAUCAAGAAUUACUAGAAGCUGAAGCUCUUGCAAAAGAAACACUGCAACAAAGAUCAAAAAUAGUUGAAAAUAUUCAAAAGUUAUCUAGUGUGAUCUCUUUGAACGACGGAGUUUACGGCGCAGACAAUGUUGAACUCAAAUUCCUACAGUCUGAUUUGGCAAUUGCAGAGCAAAAGCACGCAGCACUAUUAGAAAAGCAAAAAACUUUAGCAAAGAAAAUUCAAGAAUUGAGCUCAAAAAAGAAGAGCUUCUGGAGAAAGUAA
Messenger RNA from Cryptosporidium ubiquitum, 834 nucleotides. RefSeq lists its product as uncharacterized. The coding region runs from base 1 to 834 and encodes 277 amino acids. The transcript has a single exon. Lineage: Eukaryota; Apicomplexa; Conoidasida; Eucoccidiorida; Cryptosporidiidae. The record is from RefSeq and is a predicted model, not a curated record.